AUGGCCUCGAUUCCAUUCAGCAAGUUACCGCACCCUGUCGACCCGUCGGUCAACCUUUCCCCUUAUACAAUCUCUGUCCCAGACGCCGAGAUUGACAAGCUCAAGCUGCUUCUCGAGCUCUCCCCUAUUGCGCCCCCAAACAGGGCGAACUCGCGCGAGGAUGGCUCCCUAGGUAUCCCAAGAAAGGAUCUGGUUGAGCUAGCCAAAUAUUGGCAGAAUGGAUACGACUGGCGAAAGUGGGAAUCAACUCUCAACUCGUUCCCCCAGUACAAAAUCAACAUUGCAGAUGACGACUCGAAAAGUUACGAUAUCCACUUCUUCGCUUUAUUCUCAGAAAAUCCCUCUGCAGUGCCCCUACUAAUGCUCCAUGGCUGGCCGGCUUCCAUCGUCGAGUUCUUGCCAUUGCUCUUCAAGCUACGUUCUCAAUACGACCCGGCAUCGCUUCCCUUUCACAUAAUCAUGCCCCAUUACGUCGGGUAUGCGUUCUCCGAUCCGCCUCCCAUUGACAGGGACUUUACGCACACCGACAAUGCGCGUCUACUGUCUAAGCUGAUGCACACCUUGGGCUUUUCAAAGUCUGGAUACGUCGUUCAGGGCGGAGACCUCGGCUCAGCCACCGCACUGGUUGUUGCCAGCGAUGAUCCGGCCUGCAAGCUCGUCCACGUCAAUCUCUUGAACAUCCCCCCUCCACCAGGCGUCGACGUCGAAGCGGAUAUCAAAGCCGGCAAAUACACGCCCGAGGAAACGCAGUCGUUGAUGAACACGAUGGAGUUUGUCAAGAACAAGCUUACAUUCGUCAAACUCAACGGCACACAGCCCUCGACCGCAGGGUUUGUGAUCGGGAGCAGUCCCAUUGGGUUACUGGCUUGGCUCGGCGAGAAGAUGACUACUUGGGUUGAUGAUGCAAUCGAGACGGAUCUGGUUUUGACGAAUGUAUCAAUGUAUUGGUUUUCGGGAUGUUAUCCGACGUCGAUAUAUCAUCAUCAGUUGAUCUGUCAAGAUGGCAGUGAAUCGCUCACGUACGGCUGGAAAGGGGUGGAUGUGCCAUUGGGGUAUUCUUGGUUUAGAAAGGAGCUUAUGAAUCCACCCAAGGCGUGGAUUGAUCAUACCGGCAAGGUGAGCUGGUAUAGGACACAUGAUAAGGGGGGACAUUUUGCUGCCCUAGAGACACCCGAGGCAUUGUGGCAGGAUAUCCAGGACUUUGUGGGUGAAUUUUGGGGGAAGUCAGGCUAG
Molecule: messenger RNA, 1233 nt
Organism: Talaromyces rugulosus
Lineage: Eukaryota; Fungi; Ascomycota; Eurotiomycetes; Eurotiales; Trichocomaceae
Exons: 3
Coding region: 1-1233 (410 amino acids)
Biological process (GO): epoxide metabolic process
Molecular function (GO): epoxide hydrolase activity
Source: RefSeq, a predicted model, not a curated record